Fraxinus pennsylvanica is the source of this 2148-nucleotide messenger RNA. Lineage: Eukaryota; Viridiplantae; Streptophyta; Magnoliopsida; Lamiales; Oleaceae. The record is from the annotation of a GenBank genome assembly.
AUGUUAGGGGAAGAGAAUAAAGAUAAGCCUGGUGGAGGGAGUUGGAAAAAGUACUCGCGGUCGGUUUCGUGGAGUGACCGAUCACCUGGAAAGACAAAUUCUAGGCCACAAUGGAACAGCAAGGCUCGGGGGUGUUUGCCUCCCCUUCAGCCUCUUUCGGUUACUAGGCCUAGCGGGGAGGAAUGGCCGAGGGCUGGCUCGGAUGAUAUUGGCAUAUGGGCGAACCCCCCUAGUACUCCUGGUGCACGGCUUGGUUCAAAUUCAGAAAAACCUCCUAGAGAAUUUGAAUUCAAGAAAGAUAAGCUUGCGUUCUUUGAUAAGGAAUGCUCGAGAAUUUUGGAUCAUGUAUAUUUAGGAAGUGAUGCUGUUGCGAAGAAUCGUGAAAUUUUAAAGCAGAAUGGAAUAACCCAUGUGUUGAACUGCGUGGGGUUUGUUUGCCCGGAAUAUUUCAAGAAUGAGCUCGGGUACAAGACACUUUGGCUGCAGGACAGCCCGUCUGAGGAUAUCACGAGCAUUUUCUAUGAUGUUUUUGAUUAUUUUGAAGAUGUUAGAGAACAAGGUGGGCGUGUCCUUGUUCACUGUUGCCAAGGGGUGUCUCGAUCGACCUCUUUGGUUAUUGCUUAUCUUAUGUGGAAAGAGGGACAAAGCUUCGAGGACGCGUUCCAGCGUGUUAAAGCGGCAAGAGGAGUGACUAACCCGAAUUUGGGAUUUGCCUGUCAACUUCUGCAGUGCCAGAAGCGGGUACACGCCCUGCCUGCAAGCCCAUCUUCUGUGCUUCGUAUGUAUCGAAUGGCACCUCACUCUCCGUAUGAUCCUCUUCAUCUUGUUCCGAAAAUGUUGAGCGAGCCGGGUUCAGAAAGACUCGAUUCUCGAGGAGCUUUCAUUGUUCACGUUCCUUCAGCGCUAUUUGUCUGGAUGGGCAAGCAUUGCUUGAACGUGAUGUCAGACAAAGCCAGAUCAGCUGCCUCUCAAGUUAUUCGUUAUGAAAGGGCACGAGGUCCAGUUAUAACCAUCAACGAAGGUGAAGAAACAUCUGAAUUCUGGAUUGCUCUUGGCGUGCAAAAUCGUUUAGCAGAUGGUUGUGGCAUACAGGUAAUGGAGGGCAGGAUUUACCCUUCGGUUCGUCCGGGGCAAAGGAAAGUUGAUGAGUAUGAUCAAGAUUUCAGAAUUUUUCACAAAGCACUAUCCGGUGGGAUCAUUCCACCUUUUCCAUUAUCAAGAAGUGGAUCCGAGACAUGUAUACCUGCUAGAGAAAAUGGUUGGAGCAGAUUGAGACGAGAGUUGACCAGUGGUAUUAUGAAAGAAUUUAUCGGGUCUUCUAAAUUGAACUGUAAUUUGACUCAAGCAAGUGAUAAACAGGAUGUAACAGAUACUCGUAAAGAAGUUCCAUUGCCUUCAAGUCCUCAGUGCGAUUCACCUGAUUCGCUUGCUACAUACGAAACUGGCAGCCCUGUUGCAAUAAUGGAGAAAGUGGAAUACUCGGUUCCUCUUACUGAUACUGUACUGUCACCAUCUCCUUCGCUCAAUUCAUUGGAUUCUUUUAGUUCUUAUCUUGUGAGUAAACCGAAAUCCAGUUCAACGUCACCAUUGCUCUCACCUUCAACCUCCGAUUAUGCAAGUUCAUUUACCUUUUCACCCGCAUCAUCUAACUGGUCAGACUUAUCAUAUUUAUCAGCUCAGCCUUCACCUUCUGGACUUGAGUCUAAAGAUCCUGUUAAGGGCAGUUCCCCAGAGGAAAGUGCAUGUUUACCUCUUCAAGCAUCUUCCCCUCAACCAAAAGAAGCAUUUUCCGGUAGUCGUGCUUCGAGAGCGGCAAGUUUAUCAUUUAGAAGGUCACCCUCCCUUGCAGAGCGCAGAGGAAGCAGUCCUCCUCCUUGGAUGAUGUUACCUCAAGUAGACGAGGCAUCUACUGCUACAACCAAUUCGACAAAUUUGUCUUUUGACGUAGAAGAUGAUAUUAUGCAGGAUGUUGAAUACAACUUGAAACAUGAUAAAUCUUUGGAGACAAAUAGAGAAGAGCCAAUACAGUCGUGCCUAUUUGAGACGGUUGAUUGUGAUUUUCUCGUGGAGAAGGGUUCAAGUGUUAACACUUUCAUUCAGGUAGUUAAUGAAGAUCCAUUGCAGCUCCUCAAGCAUUUUGCCUUCUGA